AUGCGUUUAUUUUUAUCUUUAUUAUCAAAACAAUUGUGUAGUAUUAAUUGCAAUAGAACAUUAUUUCAAUCAAUUAAAAACUCUAGUCAUUAUCCAUCUAGUUUAAAUAAGAAUUUAUGUUUAUCAAUUAAACGAUAUCAAUCAUCCGAAUCUAUUUUAUCUCAAUUAGAUUAUAUUCCAACAUCUCAUAAAUUAAAUUGUGAUAUAUAUAUUUUAACAAAAGAUGGUGGAUUACAUGUUCAUCAAGGACCAUUUGAUCGUGCUCAUAUAUGUCAACAAUAUGGUCUUGAACCGAGAGAUUUACAAAAAAUUGAUACUGAUCUUCUGAUUAAUGUUCCAAUAAUUGAUGUACGUCAAAAUCGUUUUAUAUGUUUUUCAUUUCGAAGAAUUCGAGGUUUAGUUGAAUCAAAUCGAAGUAUAUACUUUGUUCCAUCAAUUGAUAAAAUAACAACAGAACCAUAUGGAGUAAAAGAUACUGUUCAUUGGGAACGUAUUGCUCAAGCUUAUGAUCGAACUGUUCGAUUUAUUCAUCAACUUUAUAAUGAAAGAUUUAUUAAUCACACAUUAAUUGGUAAUGAUAUGAUACCAUUUGAAUUUCGUAUAACAGAAAUAAAUUUAGAAGCUGUUGCACGUGGUUUAAAAUUAAAAGAAAAUGAACUUUUAACUGAAUUUAAAAAUGUACGUGAACGUGCUUAUGCUCGUAUUACUAUUGGAAGUUUACGCGAACUUGCUUUACUUAAAGAAAAAGUUGAUAAAUAUAAACGAAAUGCUGAUCUUGCACAUAAAGCUAUUACUGAUGUUCUUGCACAUGAUGAAGAUAUGGUUGGAAUGUAUCUUACUGAUACUCGUCAACGUGAAAUGUCUGAUCAUAUACAAGUUGAACUUUUACUUGAAGCAUGUACGAAACAAAUGGCUGAAGUUCGUCGAGCUAUAACUGAUCUAUCUGAUUCAAUUCAUACACUUGAAAAUGCUACGGGAUUUAUGCUUGAUGCUGUACGAAAUGAACUUCUUUCAUUUGAAAUUAAAAUUAAUAUUAUAACUAUGGGGUUGGGUUUAGGUGCUUUCAUUGCAGGAAUUUAUGGAAUGAAUUUAACAAAUGGUAUUGAACAAAAUCCACAUGCAUUCUAUUCUAUUGCAGGUGCUUCAUUUGUUAUUAUCAGUGGAGUUAUUGCUGUUGCAAUUAAAAGAUUAUUGCGUUAUAGGAAAAUUAGAUUACAUAGAUCAAAUAAAAAUUAUAUUUUUUGA
Molecule: messenger RNA, 1245 nt
Organism: Adineta steineri
Lineage: Eukaryota; Metazoa; Rotifera; Eurotatoria; Adinetida; Adinetidae
Source: the annotation of a GenBank genome assembly